Messenger RNA from Sphaeramia orbicularis (orbiculate cardinalfish), 537 nucleotides. Its product is annotated as dynein regulatory complex subunit 7-like. NCBI's taxonomy places the organism in Eukaryota, Metazoa, Chordata, Actinopteri, Kurtiformes, Apogonidae. The record is from RefSeq and is a predicted model, not a curated record. The coding region runs from base 1 to 537 and encodes 178 amino acids. Gene Ontology annotation, cellular component: motile cilium. The transcript has 5 exons. Gene Ontology annotation, biological process: flagellated sperm motility.
AUGACCAUAAAUGAACAGAACGUCAGAGACAUUCUGUCCUUUAGAGAAGAGGAGGAGAAAAACCUGCUGUGUGACCUGCGUCCACUGACGGGAACAGAAGCACCACGAGCCAAAGGUCUGGGACUGGAAACGGCUGAGGACGUGGAGGAGCAGUGGCGGCUGCAGCAGGUGGAGGACGUCCUGACCCGGUUCCUGGUGGGCCUCCAGACCCAGACCCAGACCCAGGAGCUGCAUCAGCGCUGUCUGUCUGAGUUCACAGACAGGAUGAAGGAGCAGGCCCAGCUCAUCCAGAACCAGCACCAAAAGGAGAGUCAGGAGAUGCAGGACAAGGAGCAGUGGUACCAGGAGAACCAAGUGAACCUGAAUCUGCAGGAGGUUCUGGAUUACCACAGCUACCAAGAAGACAAGAGGAAGAACAUAGAGCUGAUCAAGACACGCCUCCAACUGCACAAAGUGUCAUCUGCUCAGAAGUCUGUGUUUGUGGAUGAGAAGCUGAGAACAGAGCUGAAGAGCAGAGGCAGGAGCUCUGAGCUGUGA